Messenger RNA from Caenorhabditis remanei, 1698 nucleotides. RefSeq lists its product as uncharacterized. The transcript is spliced from 13 exons. NCBI's taxonomy places the organism in Eukaryota, Metazoa, Nematoda, Chromadorea, Rhabditida, Rhabditidae. The record is from RefSeq and is a predicted model, not a curated record. Gene Ontology annotation, cellular component: membrane; neuron projection; synapse. Gene Ontology annotation, biological process: regulation of membrane potential; nervous system process; signal transduction. Bases 1 to 1698 code for a protein of 565 amino acids. Gene Ontology annotation, molecular function: chloride channel activity; extracellular ligand-gated monoatomic ion channel activity; neurotransmitter receptor activity.
AUGCUUGCAUACCUGAUAAAGGUUUGCAAAAGAAGCAAAAAACUUUUUGAGACAAUAGGAAUCGAACCCUGGUAUAAUGGAUUGGAGGUCAAAAGUGUAACCCACUACACCACAGGAAACCGCCCGACCACUGUAAAUUCAUCUCGAACCGAGCAAGGUGUGGAGGCGGAUGCAUCAAUGCACUAUCUGCAAUUCCUCUCCCUCGCCGUACUACUUCUCAUGUGUCAAGCCAGAAAAUCAGUGUACCGACGAAACUCGCCAAGUCUACGCCGACUCACCAGAAAUUAUGAUUGGGAGGUGGACGAGCACGGAGCAUUACGCCCGAUUAUUAACCCGGCGAAGGUGGAGAGAGCCACAAAAAACUGCGCCAACGAUUCGUUCAUUUUGGGCACAAUUAUGAGCAAUUACAAUAGGCAUAAGAUUCCAGGAGGGCAGGUAGAAGUGGAAGUGGAAGUGUGGGUACAGGAGAUCACAACAAUUUCAGAUAUUACUUCGGAUUUUCAACUCGAUAUCUACAUCUAUGAGACGUGGCACGACCCAGCGCUCAAUUAUGCAUUCCUCAAUCCUUGCAAAUACAAUUUAUCACUGAAUUCAGUGCUUUUGGAGAAGUUGUGGACACCCAACUCGUGUUUUAUCAACUCGAAAACUGCGGAUAUUCACAAAAGCCCAUUUCCCAAUAUAUUUUUGAUGAUUUAUGCGAAUGGCACUGUAUGGACGAAUUACCGACUAAAACUUCAAGGACCGUGUAUUAUGGAUCUGACAAAGUUUCCGUUCGACAACGUCACCUGCUCACUGACAUUCGAGAGUUUUAACUACAACACAGAUGAAGUAAAAAUGGAUUGGUCGGAGAACGGGGUGCAGAAGAUGCGGGAUAAAAUGGAGUUGGCCGACUACGAGCUGGUGGAUAUACACAAAAUACGAACUACAGAGGAAUAUCCCGCUGGGUACUGGCACGAGUUAACAAUGUCAUUCGAGUUCAAACGUCGCGCCGGUUGGUAUAUUCUACAAGCCUAUCUGCCGACGUAUCUCACUAUUUGUAUAUCUUGGAUAUCAUUUGCUCUCGGCUCCAAAGCAAUCCCGGCCAGGACGAUGCUUGGUGUCAAUAGUCUACUAGCGAUGACUUUUCAGUUUGGAAAUAUUAUUAGGAAUCUGCCAAGGGUAUCAUAUGUGAAAGCUAUCGACGUGUGGAUGUUAUCGUGUAUGACAUUUGUCUUCUGUUCUCUUCUAGAACUCGCUUGGGUCGGAUAUUUAUCCCGGGAGGAGGAGCCAACGGGUCUCCGAUCACCCCCGUGCGCCCAAGUCGCCCCAAAACCCGCGCACCCUCCGCCCGUCCAACAAUCCGCCAAUUCUACAGUAAUCCGACGUCAGAAACAGCCGAAAAACGAGGAGGAAUCGGCGUUAUUAAGUCUACGGGACAACGACUAUGGCUAUAUUCCGCCUGGGUUUGGGUUGAACGGAAAUUUGGCUAGUGCUAUGAAGAGUUUCAGUUCUUCAUGCUCCUGUGAGCCAACAAAUGUGGUCAAUAUGAUGCUGGAUGAAGCAGAAACGAUACCUGCGUCUACUUCGUCAUCACUAUCAAGAAAGCAACGCCGAGAAAUACUUGCUCACAAAAUCGAUUCGGUAUCCGUCUUCAUGUUCCCAUUCCUAUUCGUUCUCUUCAAUAUUGCCUACUGGCAACACUAUCUGCGGGUCAAUUAA